Miscanthus lutarioriparius is the source of this 354-nucleotide messenger RNA. Lineage: Eukaryota; Viridiplantae; Streptophyta; Magnoliopsida; Poales; Poaceae. The record is from the annotation of a GenBank genome assembly.
AUGGAGGGCGGUCGACGUUCUUCCACCGCGCUGCUGCUCCUCGCGCUUAUGCUCGCCGCCAGCAGCACUAACGCUGCAGCGGCGGCGCAGCGCCGCCAUCCGCCCGCCGACGGGAGCUACAAGCUCAUCACCAUUCUGACCAGUCACGGUGACAAGGUCAAGUUAGCCGUGAGCGCGGACGACUCGUCCAUCGCCGGCUUCGCCAACGGCAAAAACGACUGGUUCGCCAUACAAGGAAGCGACGACCUCCUGGAGCCCUUCCGCAACAGGUACGGUGGCGGCGGCGGCGACAUCCCCGGCCACGGUCUAGUCAAUCUGCUGGGUGCGCUGCUAAAGAAGAAUGCCACAUCGUAG